Molecule: messenger RNA, 2355 nt
Organism: Ichthyophthirius multifiliis
Lineage: Eukaryota; Ciliophora; Oligohymenophorea; Hymenostomatida
Exons: 1
Source: RefSeq, a predicted model, not a curated record
AUUAUAUAAAUAAAAAAAUAAAAAUGUAAAAAUCCCUUUUAAUAAUAGUUUCAUUAAGUCUUUUACUAGCAGUUAUAACUGCAGAAUAAAAAUUAGUAACUAAAGAAUUUGGUGCUGACAAAUUUUCUUAAUCUGAUGUUUAAGGAUGGACAGUAUAAGGGCAAAAAAAUCUUGUAAGUGAAUGUGCCGGACAAUCCGUAUUCGGUGGUUAUGACGCCUUCGGUUAAGGAGCAGUUGCCUCUAAAGUUUAUAGCUCAGGAGUUCCUCACUAUGAAUUAGAAAUAUCUUUCGAAUUAUUCGCUAUAGACUCAUGGGAUGAUGAAGUAUUUACCUUAAAGCUUGAUGAUAAGGUUGUAUACACUUAUUCUACAUAAUACAAUAAAGUCCCUCCUUAAGGAGAUAGAAAAAUAAGUUGCGGAAGUACUUCAUGGAGUGAUAAAUUUGUAGUCGUGAAAAUGAAUAUACAACAUAAUUCUUAAUAAUUCAAGCUUGAAAUGUCUUCUACAUUAAAUUAAGAUGCUAAUGACGAAAGUUGGGGUAUUAGAAAUUUAAUUAUAGUCGCCAAUUUUGUAGGAUAUAACUCUUAUACAAUUUCUAGAGAAUUCACAUCCGAUAAUUUCUAAGAAAACGCUUAAGGAUGGGUUUUAAGUUAACCUUUAAUUAACCCUUUUACUACUUGCGGAGCUGACAAAAUUUUCGGUGGUUACAAUGCUUUUGGAGAAAAAUUUGUUAUUUCGAAAACUUUCAGUUAUAUUCCUGAACAUUACGGACUUGUUGUUGAUGUUACUUUAUGGUUUAUAGACUCUCCUGAUGCCAAUGAUUACCUUUAUGUUACAGUUGAUGGUUAAAGAUAUAGAUUUAACAGAGGAUAAUUCAACUUUGUUGAAAACAAAAAAUGCGGAACUGAAUAAUGGGGUGAAUCCACUUAAAGAGUUAAUCUUUUCUUCCCUCAUACUUCUUCCUAAGCCACUGUUUAAUUCACUGAUGAUUUCGAUGAGAAAAAAGAUAAUGAAUCUUGGGGUAUUUAAAACUUCGUGUUAACCGCUCUUACAGGAAACAGAGAUAACUAAACACUUGUCGUAAAUGAAUUGUUUGAAAACGAUUUCAAACAAGCCUCUGGCUGGAAAUUAUACCCAAACGGCUAAGACGUAUCUACUAGAAUCUCAAACUGUGCAGGAGCUAAUCUCCUUGGAGGAUACAACUAACUAUCUAGAGAAGAUAUCUUUAAAAUAUUUACAGGAUUACCUGGACAUACUAACGUUAGAAUAUUUUUCAGACUUUUCGCUGUUGAUUCUUGGGAUAACGAAAACUUUAGAGUUUAUGUAAAUGAUGUCCUAGUUUAACCUAAAAUAGCUCCCUUUUAAUAAUCAAACAAAGUUUGUGGAGUAAAUGGAUGGGAUGAUAGUAUAAGAAACUACUUGGUAGAUGUUCCUCAUUUAGGGUCUACUCUUAAUUUAAGAUUCGAAUCUGAUCUUGAUUAGAGUGCUGAUGAUGAAAGUUAUGGUAUUAGAGAUCUUAAAAUAUGGACUUAUUAUGGAAGAAUUACUGGAAUAGUUACCUAAGAAUUAAAUGAUGAUAGUAAUUUCUUAGUUUAAGGAUGGAACGUUACUCCUGCAUUAAGUACUGUUACAUCAAAAUGUGGUCCUUAUGCACUAUUAGGUGGUUACAAUGUUUUCGGAUAAAAUACUGUUGCUUCUAAAACAUACUCUGUUUUAACUAAACAUAACACUAUUAAAAUUAGUUUCAAACUCUUCUUUAUUGAUACUUGGGAUAAAGAAGAUUUUAUCGUCUGGGUUGAUGACUAAGUCGUAGGAAAAGUCACUAAAUCAGAAACUUGGGGAGGAUAAUAAAAUAUAUGUGGCUGGGAUGCUUCUAAAGAAGAAAUUUACGAUUUAUAAUUCACUGUUUAUCAUACUGGAAAUUCUGUUAAAGUUUCCUUUGGUGAUAAACUUGAUUAAGGAAAAACAGAUGAAUCUUGGGGUAUUAGAGAUUUAGUUAUUACUACUUCUCAAUCUGGUGAUAAAUCUUAUGAAAAUUAAGAAAAAUGUGUCGUUAUAUUCUCUGAAUAAAAUUUCAAAGGUAACAAACUCACUGUAUGCGAAAGUGAUCCUAAUAUAACAAACUGGAAUUAACCAAUCUAAUCAAUAUGGAUCCCUUAAUAAAAUAGUCUUGUUUAAAGUAAAGUUCAAAAAUUCAAAAAAUCUUCUAAGAAAUAAGUUUAAUAAGUCAUUUAAUGAUUUUAUUAAAUUAUUAUAAACAAGAAAAAAUAUUUAAUAUUUUUAAUCUUUUAUAUUUUAUAUUUUUUUAAUUAAAUUUUUAAAAUUUUUAUAUAAAUAAGAAGAAUUAUAUAUUCAU